UGUGCUGUACCCAACAUACAUACAUACAUAUAUACUCACGUCUGUAAUCCCCGAAGGGCUAGUCAGAGGUGACUCGCAAGCGUGGGGUGCUGUACCCCUACCCUGAAAUAGUUUAACUUGCUGUUCGGUACUCUACCAUUAAAUACUCUAUCGCGUUUCAUUAGGGGUUGGUGUGAGUGUCGGCUCGAAGCGCUCCCAUGAUUUUCCAACAGAGCCACAGAUUUCGAGACGGUUUAUUUGUCUACUGUACUUAAAUCGUUUUCUUGUUUAUGAAUUCUGAUAAUAAUUGCGAGUGCUUAAAAUGUAAGUCUACAACUACAUACUUACAAUUUAAAUGUAGUUUAUAUUAUAAGGUAGAAAUGUAUCUUACACGAAUGCUAUAAUUAUUAUUUCUUAAAUAAUAACUAAUCCAGAAAGUAUAGUUGGUGGUUACUGUGGCAGUAUUGACUGACGGAAAUAUUUUUACAGCAUUCUUUAUAGUUCCUAAGCGUAAAGAUCUCGAUUACUCAUUGUGCCAAUAUUCUAUAUCAUUAGUCUUGCCAAUAAAUAAUUUCUUGUAGAUUAAGCGUACUAGUCAAAUGGUUCUCGUUUUUUUCCAAAAAUGUAUAUUUUAUUGAAUGCUCAAAUUUUAUUCAUUGUGAAACAAUGUGCCAAAAUUGAAAUUAUUAGGUUAUAAAAAGUUUCUUUUACAUUUUACUGCAGGGAUUGGUUACUAUGUAUGAAAAAUAAUUAAAAUGCGUAGGUUUUUAAUUUCUGUAUUAGGAAAUGUACCUAUCUGUAGCCAUGUUUUGCAAUAAACCUUAAUACACUUGUAUGUUAACAUAUAUUAUUGUUUAAAUACUUAGGUACCUUAUUAUAUCGAUUAACCUGUAUUAAAUGAAUAAUCUGUGAUAUUCUAUUAAUAUUGCAUGUCGCAGGGAUCGACCCUUUUGGUGAACUUUUGUAAAAUACCUACACAGAUAUUUUUUGAUGGAAAAAAUCAAUUAAAAAACAACUUGAUGAAUUAUGAAGUUUCAGGGAUCGAUCAUAUACCUGGUCUACCUCUACUCCGAAUUGUUUAAUGCAACGAGAUAGAGUCGAGGUUAGCAGUUAGCGCAGUAGCGCUCUAAAAUAUCGUAGUGACGCUAGAGUUGUCCGGCACUUGCGAAUCACUACGUAUAUCGCUAUAUAGAGAACAAAUUAAUUAUACAUACUUUAUACCAGUAACAAAGCUGUAUUCUAACAGAGUUGUAUACCAAUACCAUCCACGACACAAUAGACGCUGGCAUCUUGAGAGUAGGUAGGUUUAACAGUUUUCCAAAAGAACUAAGUACUACAUUCAACCGCAGUAAACACAAAGGUAAGUAUCGCCAAACCCUGACUACCCAGUGUGACCAGACACCUCACUAACGCCCCAAACUUUCCAGUGCUCAUGGUGAAGUCCCGCACCGGCAAAGACCUGCUAAUGCUGGACGGCUACACCUACUACCAGCACAAGCACCUGCGCGACGGGUUCCGCUGGAGCUGCACGCAGAUGGGGUCCCGCUCCUGCCGGGGGUUCCUGCACGUGGACACGCAGAUGAUGGUGGUGCGCGCGCAGACGCAGCACACGCACCCGCCUUCGACGUACUUCCUGGAGAAGAUCAGGCAGAAGUACGCGGAGCUGCUUAAGGAAAGUAAAACUUCAUCGGAAGAUGAAAAUGAGGCGCCAAAAUAUCUGAAAAUCAAAAGUAUUCAAGGCCGUGCUGGGUUUUAAAGUAUUUAAUUGUGAUAGUUCCUAUCGGAAACUGAAUUGUGUAGUCAUUGGUUUAUAUUUAGUUUUAGACUUUUAUAAUAUAAGUUAGAUUAUUUUGAAGUUUUAGAUCUACUUUUGCCGUAUCAAUAUUAUUUACAAUCAUGUAAUCAAUGAAUAAUUAAGUAUGCUAAAUAUUAAACAGUAUAAAAGAAUUA
Molecule: messenger RNA, 1929 nt
Organism: Plutella xylostella (diamondback moth)
Lineage: Eukaryota; Metazoa; Arthropoda; Insecta; Lepidoptera; Plutellidae
Source: RefSeq, a predicted model, not a curated record